Ceratosolen solmsi marchali is the source of this 873-nucleotide messenger RNA. RefSeq lists its product as uncharacterized. The record is from RefSeq and is a predicted model, not a curated record. The transcript is spliced from 6 exons. Bases 181 to 726 code for a protein of 181 amino acids. NCBI's taxonomy places the organism in Eukaryota, Metazoa, Arthropoda, Insecta, Hymenoptera, Agaonidae.
AAUAUAAAUUUGAAUAAUCAAUUAUCCCAAAUCUCUAUACGAAAUCAGAAACUGGAAAAAAAGCUUACAAAAUUAGAUGAGCCUCUAAAAAAGCAGAAUAUAAAAAACAAAUCAUUACCAGUACAAACGCAAUGCAACACAUCUCAAUGUGAAGUCAACACUGUCAUAUCGGGAGUCUUGAUGUUGCUAGAGGCAUCUACGUCUACAGAGUUACCGAAGAUGUGCGAACGAGCAGUUCAGAUAGUCGAACAGGAACAUUUGCCAAUCGAAGACACCGACAAAAGAAGUCAGUUGGAUACCAUUACCAGAACGGAGUUCGAUGAUAUUAUAAGCAAUAUGAAAAUAUUGCGCAAUACGAUUAAAACGAAGGAAGACAUAUGGAACCAAGCUUUUGAGAGAGAACAGAACUAUAGGGAACAUUUGGCACGACUCUCCGUUGAAUUAAUCACCGCUCGUCAAGUAUCCGACUCGCGUUAUAAUGAAUUACAGACUGUCUCACAAAAAUUAAUGGAAGCAAAGGAAAAUCUAAGAGAAACCGGUAAAGAUUUACUGCAAGCAAAGAAACAUAUUCAAAAAUUACUGAAAUAUCAAAGAAAUUCAGAGUGUCACAACAAUGACGAGUCAACAACCACAAUAGCAACUGAUAAUAUUGAAUCUCGGGAGAAGCAACUUCGCCGACCUGAUAGCCAAGAACAAAGUUCAGUGACCAAGCAAAAAGUGAAAUAGACAUCGGCAAUAUGUAAGAAAGAAAGACAUAAGAGGAAUUGAGGGACAUCUAUUCCGUGAUCACAAUAAUUUCCCGCUCAAGCUCGAAUACUUCAAAUCUAACCCCAAAAUAAAAUGUCAAUAAUGAUUCAUAAAUUUAAAAUAGAA